Spinacia oleracea (spinach) is the source of this 2720-nucleotide messenger RNA. RefSeq lists its product as uncharacterized. Bases 2111 to 2572 code for a protein of 153 amino acids. The record is from RefSeq and is a predicted model, not a curated record. Gene Ontology annotation, molecular function: zinc ion binding. The transcript is spliced from 2 exons. Lineage: Eukaryota; Viridiplantae; Streptophyta; Magnoliopsida; Caryophyllales; Amaranthaceae.
AUCCGUCAAACCAACCGUUACUAACCACAUACAUAAGAUGAUCCAACAUGGAAGACCAAGACUUUCACUACACGCUAGGGGUUUGUUAUUCGCGAUGACGAAGGAGCGUUGUUACUUGUUAGUGGCGGGAGCCAUGAUAUUUCACCCAGAUGACUCCAUCUUAUUUGCUGGAGGUUUAACACUUUGAAAAAGAACUAAAAGUACGUUGGCGAUGGGGUGUAAAAUUCUUAUUAUUGAAGGGGAUAACUUGGCGGUGAAUGAACAUGAUUUGGCAGGUCCUGGGGAGAUUAGUGGGCUCGUUGAGGAUGCUAGUCGGAUUUAUUGAAUUUUGAUUCAUCUUCGGUCAUUCAUUGUUAGCGGAAUAUCGAAUAAGCGGUGGAUUUCUCGGCGGCGAAAUUAGCUAUUCUCCUACUAUAUCGUUAUGGUUUAAUUAAGUUUCACUCUCAAAAGGAUUAACAUGAGGAUCAGAUAUGCAUAACUAGAUGUAUUUGAAAUUGAAUCUCAUCUACAACUAAUUGAUUAAUUGUUUAACUUAUAUAAUACCAACGCGUGGUGGCGGCGGCGGCGGAUGUUUUGCAGUGCCUUAAUUUCGAAAUCUGAAAAGGUGAUAUUGUGGUGACAACCUUUGCAGUGAUGACUUCUAAUGGCAGUGCUGAGAUGUGAUACGGCGCCCGCCGGUGUUGAGAUGUUUUCGCCACCACGCUAUUAGAGGAAGCCGAGUUGGGUAAUUAACUGGUCUAAUAAAACUUGAUUUUUUAAACUAAUUUUAUAUUUAAAAGCUAAAAUAAAAUUGGGCCAGCGACAGCGUAAUGAUACCAAUGAAAGGUCAGUAACUUAUCCCGUUUACCUUUUGCUUUAAUCCAGGGCAAUGUCACAUGCAGCCGGAACGGCAACGGUAAUCUUUAUCAUCAAUGUUCAAAUUAAAUACUACCUCCACUAAAUUAUCUGACUGCUUUGUCUCUUUAGUUAUCGUUAUAUCCUCUUGUUAAGUGUUUUUACGAUUACACCGUAUAAUAUACUCCCUAACAUAGAUAUUAAGUUAUUAAUCACCCAUAGUCCCUCUUUUUUAAAUUAACUUACAAUAUUCCAAGGAUAAAUUUUUAUUUGGAAGUAAAUAAUUAGGUCAUUUAUAUAUUUAAUAUAUACAGUGCGUCUCCUAUGACGAACGCGAAACCAAUAGCGUACCCCCCUAAAACUAUAUAAAAAAGUAACAGAUCUAAACUAUAGAAGUAACAUACCUAAACUAAAAAGUACCUCCUCUAAAAUUAUAUAUAAAAAAAAAGUAACAUGUUUAAACUAUAAAAGUAACAUACCUAAACUAAAAAUGUACCCCCUACAACUAUUCCGUAUAAAAAAAAGUAACAUGUCUAAACUAUAGAAGUAACAUAUCUAAACUAAAAAAGUACCUCAUCUAAAAUUAUAAAAAAAAGUAACAUGUCUAAAGUCUAAACUAUAGAAAUAACAUACCUAAACUAAAAAAAAUACAUUAUCUAAAAUUAUUAAAAAAAAAAAAUAACAUGUCUAAACUAUAGAAGUAACAUACCUAAACUAAAAAAAGUACUUCCUCUAAAAUUAUAAAAAAAUAAAUAAAUAACAUGUCUAAACUAUAGAAGUAACAUACCUAAACUAAGAAGGUAUCUCCCCUAAAACUACUCUGUAUAAAAAAAGUAACAUGUAUAAACUAUAGAAGUAACAUACAUAAACUAAAACAAGUAUCUCCUCUAAAAUUAUAAAAAAAAGGAAAAAUUACUUUAAAUAAUCCAACCCUUGGACCAUUUUCUGAAAUUAAGCCAACCUUUGGAUUAUUAUUUAAUAAUCCAACCUUAAUACCCAUCUAACUUUUAUUGCCCCUUGUAGGUCACCCAACAAGUUCAGCAGGUCAUUCUGAUGACGUGGCAUAUAGCCGUUAGUAACUCACGUGGGGUGGUCCCUCUUUCCUUUUUAUUUUAAAAAAAUCCUCCUUCCAUUUCUAUCUUUUAUCUUCUUUCUUUCUUUCUUUCUUUCUUUCUUCUUUUUUACUCUUCUUGGUUCCUUUCUUUCGUUCAUCUCCAUUGAAGAACAGCUCUGCUCCAAUUUUUUUUUUUUUUUUUGUUUCCCAAAUUUAACGACAAUGCAAGCUUGGAAGGGGCAAAUCUCAGGUGGGUCUGGAUCUUCACAAAAUUCACGAAGUGCAUUGAUUUGUGAAUGUGGUAAUGAAGCGGUUGUGCGGACGGUGAAACACGGUCCGAAUGUUGGAAUGAAAUUCCAUGGAUGCCCUUUAUGGCCAAAUACAACAUGUAAAUUUUUCAGAUGGAUACCUGGUAACAAUCAAAUAGAAGAGCUUGAGUGUAAGAUUUUGGAGAAGGAUUCUAUGAUAAUGAAGAUGGAGCAGGAGCAACAAUUAAUGGCAGAGAAAAACAAGAAAUUGCAGGUGAAAAAAGAGAAUCUGGAGGAAGAGAAUCAAGAGCUAAAAAUCGAGCUUUGCCACACGCGUAUUGAGCUUAUGAAGACCUCUAGAAAUGAGAAGAAUUUCUCGAUGGCUUUGUUAUGUUCCUGGGUGUUUUUUUGCAUCCUGAUUAUGUAUUUGAAGUAGUUAAUCGGGAUGAAUGUUUACCCGAAUAAUUGUCUUUUGAAAACUGUAAGAGUCACGAAAAAUAAGUUUUUGUUUUGUUUUAGAUCAGUCAUUGUGUAAGUGGUUAUAAGAUGUUCAUGUAUUGAAAGAAGUUGCAUAAUUGACGAAA